AUGUCACGUGUCGAGGAAGCUGCCAAACUGGCAAACAUUCACAACUUCAUCUCAGAACUUCCCGAAGGAUACGAGACCCGUGUCGGUGAUCGUGGUACUCAAUUAUCUGGAGGACAGAAACAACGUAUUGCCAUUGCUCGUGCUCUUGUAAGAAAUCCAAAGAUUCUUCUUCUGGAUGAAGCCACGUCAGCACUGGAUACAGAAUCCGAGAAAAUUGUACAAGAGGCUCUGGAUCGGGCGAGAGAAGGAAGAACGUGCAUUGUGAUUGCUCAUCGUCUGAACACAAUUAUGAAUGCGGAUUGUAUUGCUGUAGUGAACAAUGGAACGAUUAUUGAACAAGGUAAUUUACUUUCCAUGUUUCCUCUAAUUAACUAUUUCUAUUUCAGGAACCCAUUCUGUAUUGAUGUCUCAACAGGGUGCUUAUUACAAGCUGACACAAAAGCAGAUGAGCGAAAAGAAAUGAUAUUACUCUUGUCCGAAAUCAAUGCACGUUGCGGCCGAGAAAACAAUGCUGGGCGGAGCUUAGCUCCCACAGAGAGAACCUUACUGUUUUUUUUAAAUUAUUGCCCGCGCCUCUACUACAGUACCUCACCAUUUAUACAAUUUUCUCCGAGUUCUCGCAUUUUUUCGCUUGUUGCGCAUGCAUCAAUUUGUUUUUUCGCUGUGCGACCGACGAUGCGAUUUUGA
This is a messenger RNA of Caenorhabditis briggsae, 687 nucleotides long. The record is from RefSeq and is a predicted model, not a curated record. Bases 1 to 687 code for a protein of 228 amino acids. Gene Ontology annotation, molecular function: ATPase-coupled transmembrane transporter activity; ATP binding; ATP hydrolysis activity. NCBI's taxonomy places the organism in Eukaryota, Metazoa, Nematoda, Chromadorea, Rhabditida, Rhabditidae. The transcript is spliced from 2 exons.